Molecule: messenger RNA, 1359 nt
Organism: Candida dubliniensis CD36
Lineage: Eukaryota; Fungi; Ascomycota; Pichiomycetes; Serinales; Debaryomycetaceae
Product: methionine aminopeptidase
Exons: 1
Coding region: 1-1359 (452 amino acids)
Biological process (GO): proteolysis
Molecular function (GO): metalloaminopeptidase activity
Source: RefSeq, a predicted model, not a curated record
AUGACUGGUGUAACUGGAACUGAAGAUACUAAAGUAAUUGAAUCGAAAAUCAAUGAAUUAAAUAUUGAUAAAUCUAAACCAGAAAAAACUAAUAAAGUCAAUAAAAGCGAUGAUGUUGAUAAUGAUGAUGUUGAUAAUGAUGAUAAUGAUGAUGAAGAUAAUGAUGAUGAUGAUGAUGAAAUAACUGAAUCAGGAAAUUCUGCUUCUUCAUCAGGUGAUAAAAAAAAGAAAAAGAAUAAAAAUAAAAAUAAAAAGAAGAAAAAGAAGAAAAUUAUAUCUAUUGAUUCAUCAUAUCCUGAAGGAAUUUUCCCUGAAGGUCAAUGGAUGGAAUAUCCUUUAGAAGAUAUAAAUUCUUAUCGAAUCACAUCUGAAGAAAAAAGAUAUUUAGAUCGACAACAAAAUAAUAAAUGGCAAGAUUUCCGUAAAGGAGCCGAAAUUCAUCGUCGAGUAAGACAUAAAGCUCAAUCAAGUAUUAAACCAGGGAUGACAAUGAUUGAAAUUGCCAAUUUAAUUGAAGAUUCAAUUCGAAAUUAUUCUAAUAAUGAUCAUACUUUAAAAUCAGGAAUUGGAUUUCCUACAGGUUUAUCAUUAAAUCAUGUUGCUGCUCAUUAUACUCCUAAUACUGGAGAUAAAUUAAUUUUGAAAAAAGAUGAUAUAAUGAAAGUUGAUAUUGGAAUUCAUGUAAAUGGACGUAUUUGUGAUUCAGCUUUUACUAUGACAUUUAAUGAUGAAGGGAAAUAUGAUAAUAUUAUGAAAGCAGUUAAAGAAGCAACAUAUACUGGGAUUAAAGAACUGGGUAUUGAUGUUAGAUUAAAUGAUAUUGGAGCUGCUAUUCAAGAAGUUAUGGAAUCUUAUGAAAUGGAAGAAAAUGGUAAAAUUUAUCCUAUUAAAUGUAUUAAAAAUUUAAAUGGUCAUAAUAUUGAUGAUUUUAUUAUUCAUUCAGGAAAAUCAGUACCUAUUAUAGCUAAUGGAGAUAUGACAAAAAUGGAAGAAGGUGAAAUUUUUGCUAUUGAAACUUUUGGAUCUACUGGUAAUGGUUAUGUAUUACCUGAGGGGGAAUGUUCUCAUUAUGCUAUGAAUAAAAAUAUACAACAUUUAAAACCUCCAUCAGAAAGAUCAAAACAAUUAUUAGAAUCAAUUAAACAAAAUUUUGGUACUUUACCUUGGUGUCGUAGAUAUUUAGAACGAACUGGUGAAGAAAAAUAUUUAUUUGCUUUAAAUCAAUUAGUUAGACAUGGUAUUAUUGAAGAAUAUCCUCCAAUUGUUGAUAAAAGAGGUAGUUAUACUGCUCAAUAUGAACAUACUAUAUUAUUACAUCCUCAUAAAAAAGAAGUUGUCACUAAAGGUGAUGAUUAUUGA